Angiostrongylus costaricensis is the source of this 558-nucleotide messenger RNA. Lineage: Eukaryota; Metazoa; Nematoda; Chromadorea; Rhabditida; Metastrongylidae. The record is from the annotation of a GenBank genome assembly.
AUGUUACUAUUGUUUCUGAUAAUACCGUUGUCACUUGCUCAAAAUCUAUACGGCCCAUCACAACUCGAUCAGUACGCUCGUCUGCUAAAUUCUGGAAAUCUAGGCGGUUUUGGAUUCUUUCAACAUGCUUUGACCCAGGGAACACUACGAGGUCUUGGUGAUUUUAAUACACCUCCAUUGAUAGUCGGUCUUCCACCCCUUCCUCUUACACAUGAAGAAGUAAUGAAUCAGUUGACUUCAACACCACGUCCACCUAUAACUCGUGCCACCGCCAUACCCACUACACCAUCAACGAAUCCGGGUGGCAUUUAUGCCGUCAAUGCUAUGGUCGAACUACCCCCUAUGCCAGAAAGCCGGCCAAAACCACCUCCACUGCAACGAGAACCCGAGUACAACAAUUUGCUGGCCGAAAUUGAGGAAUACGAUGAUUUUUUGGAGGAAGAACGUUUGUACCGCUCUCGCUAUCCCCAAGCUUCACUUCCGAAUCCUUAUCGAAACCUACCACCCGGUCAACUUCCAUCAGCUGGCGCCUAUUCAGUACUCGUCGCUCAUGCAUAA